CAAGUUUCUUGAUGAGGUGUGCACAUGUCAUUAAAACAUUGACUUGCUCGACAUGUAGAAAGUGCAGUAUACAAAAUCACUUUUACAUGCUAUUUAAGAACUCAACUUGUGGGCUGCACAGUUCAAAUUUGAAACUGUUUUAAACUCUUAACCAUAUGUAUUUUAUUUUUCCCCACAUUGGACUGUCCUCUGUUAAACUUCUCUCUGUUAUUUGUGCGAGUGUGUGUGUGUGUGUAUGUGUGUGUGUAUAUGUGAGCGCGCGUGUGUGGUUUUUGUAGUGAAGAAGGCAAAAGCAGCCCCCUCAUUGAUGAAAGUGGUCCUCUGCCUGCCAACAGGGGACUGUAGACAUUUGCAAAGGCCAGCGAGCAUUCAAGCCCCAUCCCUCUUGUUUUUGUCUCCUCCAUUCUUUCUCUGCUCUCUUUCCCUCUUUCCCCCCCAAUUUAUUUUUAAACACAGUCCUAAAGGUCAGAAAUCAAGGACUCCGUCUGAAUGGGUGCUAAUUCUGCACUAUCCUGCAACACUUUUGAACGCUGCUUAGCCAUUCAACAAUUUUAUGGCUAAAACUUUGUUCCUUACCAUAUGUCCUUCAUUUUCUUGAUGUCAUUAUAUAUUAUAAUAAGACAAAAAUCAUGGUCUCAAAAGGCAUAUUUUAAGCAUCAGUGAACCAUAAUGUUACACUGGGUGAUGUGUGUUUAUCACAAUAAAUGCUGGCGCUUAUUGUACAUAUACUUGCUCCACAUUUAAAACAUUCCAUACACCAUUUUUCAGGUUUGAUGUGAAAUUCCAUUUUUUGGAUUAUCAGUGACACCAGCAAAGUUUGUAGCUGCUUUAGCCACUGACAGAAUACAACUAACAGAGUGACUAAGAUGAAGUUGGAUUUGUUCGGUGCAUGGAUAUCAAUUGGGAUUUAACUACAAUGAAAGUAUACCUAGCCCUAUUCCUUUUAAUGGUUAAAUUGAAACCACAGUAUUUAUUUUGGUUCAGUGGCAAGAGUUUCACAUAUUGUUAAAGAUAUGAGUGAAGAUGGGAAUUAAAGGUCUAGUAUGUAGAAUUUAUUGGCACAAAGGGUUACAUUUGCAUAAUGCAGCAAAGUAAAUACCCAUGGCAACCAAAUAAAGCAUGAAAGAAGACUUACUGUGGACAGUUUUAAUUUACAAGUGAUAAUAAUUACAUGAAAAGUUGAUUUUAUAUACUGAAUUCAGUAUCUGCUGAAUUCUACACACUGGACCUUUUGGGGUGGCAUUGGUAAAUGUCUUGUCUGAUAUAACCAUUUAAACUCACUUUUAUCCUGAGUUGUCUAAGAUAGCCACCAACAUCAUACAAUGUUGGUACGACAAUUAUUUUAACAGUGGUCUUCUUUUGUUGUUGUGUUUUACAGUUCUUUUUCCUGGCUCAGCCAGUCCUGUUUACCAGGCCCUGCUGAAAAUUCCACCCAACAGUUUUGUCUCCUGCAGAAUUUUCUCUCUCCAGUGUGCUUUUUUGUUUAUAUGUUGUAAUGAUUGUACGUCCAUAUUUAUGUGAGUUUUGGGGAUGGAUGCAAUAUGAGAGCAUUAAAAACAGAAAAAAAGAAAAGAAAUAAAAGGCAAAUUUGGAAGACCAGCCCAGGUCUAAUUCAGUCCAGUUUGGGUAAUUGACGCAGAGAUGGCAGGUAAGGAUAUCAGAAUAAUGAUGUACAAAUGGCACACUACUUACCCAUAAAUCUGUUUAUGCCAUUAGUGUUUGUUACCACUUUACUCUCUGAAAUGUGUUUCGGUAAGUAGACACUGACAGCUUUUGUAGUGUUCUUGCCAAAUCCUUAAAUCUCUCUUUGUUUGUGUGUAUCUCGAUUUUUCUCUGUGCUUUUAGUAGCGAAGCCGCCAACGUGAGUCGCUUGUUUCAGUAAACGUCUAAAUGAAAAUUGAGGGCACACCCAACUGGAGAAGCAGCUGUGCUUGCUAACGUUUGGUUCAUGACUUAAAAAACACAUGUUCAGGCUCCAUUCCAGAUGAGGCUAAAGCUUUGUCACUGAUGGCGCCAGCAAAUGCUGUGGCAGGAAUUUUGCCUGGUGGAGGACUUCUUCCAACACCCAACCCAAUCCAAAAUGCACAUAUGGGAGGGAACCCAUUUGGUCCAAACUUGGAUGCAAUGGCUGCAUUUGGCUUUCCAGGAACCAACUUGAAUCCUCAGGCUGCUGAUCAGCUAUUAAAGUUCAUGACUGAUCCAAAGCUGAAUCCACUGGCGGCAAGCUUAAACUUCAAUCCAGGCCUGAAGUCUGAUUCCUCUAAUAAGGAAAUUGAAGAGGCCAUGAAGAGAGUCAGAGAAGCUCAGUCGCUCAUUUCUGCCGCGAUUGAACCUGGAAAUAAGGAGAGCAAAAAGAAACACUCUCGUUCCCGUUCGAGGUCCAGAAGGAGGUGGUCUAGAUCCCGCUCAAGACACAGGCGAAGCAGAUCCAGGCGGCGAUCCAAGUCUAGAAGCAGGAAGCGCUCCAAAAGCCCACGCAAGAGACACACCGACUCCAGAGACCGAAGCAGGCGAUCACAAAGCAGAUCCAGAGAUAGAAAGAGAGAGGACACUGGGAGAAGAAGAUCCAAAACGCCACCCAAGAGCUACAGCACAGCCAGGAGGUCGCGCAGCGCGAGCCGGAGACACAGGAGAAGUCGCAGCAGCAGCAGAUCGCCCAAGAAGUCCCCAAAAAAGAGAAGCUCCGUUUCUCCAUCUGCUCGAAGACACAAGAAGGAGAAGAAAAGGGACAAGGAGCGGGACAGGGACCGCAGGAGUGAUAAAGAGCGCGGCCGGGAAGAACAUGAACGCUCCACUAGCAAGAAAAAGAAAAGUAAAGACAAAGAGAAAGACAAAGAGAAGGAGAAGGAAAAAGAGUGGGACAGGAAGUCAGAUGGUGAUAAAGGAGAUGUUAAGAUCACCAGAAACUAUGACGAAGAAGAACAAGGUUAUGACAGCGAGAAGGAGCGUGAGGACAGGAAGGACUCGGACGACUCUGCUCUGUCUCCUCACUCGCACGACGACAGCACAGCACGCCGCGCUAAGCAGACCAAAGUUAACGGUGCCGACGAUCAUCGCGAAGAGGACAUGGACGUCAGCGACUGAGACGUCUGUCCUGUUUUCUCCCCCUCCACACCCUCCACUUUGGCUGCGAAUGCAUUACAAAAAAAAAACAAAAAAAACCCUGUUUUUCUUACUGGGGUAAAUUUAAAAUGUGAAGAAUGUUUGCUGGACUGUAGGCGUCUUUCUCUGGCUUUGUCACAUUGCUUUAAAGAAACAGUGUUUAAGAAUUAGUGACAUCUGGUGGCGAUACUGUAAAUUGUAACAAAUGGAGGACUCCUCCGCACACUCUUCCCUUUUCACACACACACACGUGUAACUGAACUACGGUGGCUUUUGCAUACCAGAAAGAAUGUCAUUCUUCUUUGUAUGUGGACUACUCUGCUUCAGAACAUGAAAUACACACUCCAGCUGAUUUGCCUAUUAGGUCAGCUGUGGACACAUGGCCUUGUUAGAUGGUGGGUAAAGUAAAGAAAGGCUCUUGCCUGACAUACAUAUUAAAAGCUACAAAAUCCUUUUAUUAGAUUUGUUUUAAAGCAAUUUAUUAUACAACGAAAUAGCGUGUUUAUUAAAUUUCUCCCCCCUCCUAAACACACUGGACCUUUAAAGCAUUCAUGUGUGUUUUGCUUCUACUGAGUUGACUGUAAAACUGGAAGUAGGCUUGCUUUGCUUUCCUGAGUUUGUGAUUUCCUCUCUUCAUAUAUUAUUGUAUCCUUUCAUUUUUGUGGUGUGAUGCCCAGGCUUCUUUCCCCAUCCUUUUUUAUUUGGAAACAGUUAGUACAUUUGUUUCUUGUUCUUUAAAAGUGCUGAUGUUUUAUCAGGGAUUUCUUUUUUUUUUAUAUAAUAAAGCCUAUUUGAAGAA
Molecule: messenger RNA, 3901 nt
Organism: Solea senegalensis (Senegalese sole)
Lineage: Eukaryota; Metazoa; Chordata; Actinopteri; Pleuronectiformes; Soleidae
Product: serine/arginine-rich splicing factor 11-like
Exons: 11
Coding region: 2008-3084 (358 amino acids)
Cellular component (GO): nucleoplasm
Molecular function (GO): RNA binding
Source: RefSeq, a predicted model, not a curated record